AUGGCUGAACCAGAUAUCCAUCCUCCCAAUUUCGCGUCAUACCUGGAUCAAAACCAAAGCUUACUAUUCUCGAUAUUACCCCCGGAAAUCCGCCGGGAAAUCUUCGCCUUCGCUUUCGCCGCCUUCGAGGACACUAACCGCCCAUACAGCAAAGACACGUAUUGGACACGGCCGGGCUAUGAUGCCCCUCACCGCACUUACACAGAGCUCCUCCGUACCUGUAAACGGGUCUACCAGGAAGCCUGGUUCAUGCCGUUCGCAUACGCAGAGCACUCCUUCUACCUAACAUCGCAAGACCGAGCGCCGGGACAACUCUCCCCAACGGCAUUCCAGAAAUGCCUAGACCUAAUCCACCAGACGCACGGCAAGAUCGAGGCCGGUAGGAUCAGAAUCUUCGCGCAGCUUUGGGCGCUCGAGGAGGGCCACCAGAUGAAGGGGUUGUUUGACAUGACGCAUUUCUACCCCAAGAGCAUCACGCUGACGAUCCGGUACACGGAUUUCUGGUGGUGGGAGAAUAACUUUCCUCUUUACAUUGAUGCGCGGUGGGUGGAUCAGAUCUGCUUUCCGGAAAGUGUCACGCGCUUCAGCAUGGACUUUGAGAGUAUCGAGCGUCGCAAGGGCGAGAUUGAGUACAUUGCCAACGAGGCGGCCGAGAAGUGGUUCUUCCGGCGGAAGGAUGGGAAGUUCCUGACGGCUGAUAAAGCUGAUAUGUCGGUGUCGAGGUGGACAGGGAGUUCUAUUCUAAAUGGACAGCGAUGGCUGAGGGAUGAGGUUCGACCGGGUCAAUUGGACUAUCAUGUCGUCACGGUCGUGUGGAGGGUUUCCCCCGGAUUAGCGGAGGCGCCGUUACCCACGCCGUGUCCGAAAAUCGAGAUACCAAGGAAUUUCCAGCGGCCGGCGCCUCCCCUCACUCCAAGGGCGUAUGUGACUGUUCCGGAAUUGCAACAAGCCAAUAUAGCGCUGGAUACACCGGCCGAGGAGACCUGCGCUGCGCUUGAGGCGCACCAAAGAGUGAUGCAGGAGGCAGCCAGGGAACGCAGACGAAGACGUCGAGGUUCGAGGGCAAGGCCUGCGGGUGAGUGA
This is a messenger RNA of Aspergillus thermomutatus, 1083 nucleotides long. RefSeq lists its product as uncharacterized. Lineage: Eukaryota; Fungi; Ascomycota; Eurotiomycetes; Eurotiales; Aspergillaceae. The record is from RefSeq and is a predicted model, not a curated record. The transcript has a single exon. The coding region runs from base 1 to 1083 and encodes 360 amino acids.